GACGUGGUUUAAAGUCUGGUGAUAAUUUCAAAUUAUUAUUUGACUUAGCGGAUAAGAUAGGAGCUGCAGUAGGCGCUUCUAGAGCCGCGGUAGAUGCUGGAUUUUGCCCAAAUGAUAUGCAAAUCGGUCAGACAGGGAAGAUUGUUGCACCUGAACUCUAUAUUGCUGUUGGAAUAUCUGGAGCAAUUCAACACUUAGCUGGAAUGAAAGAUUCUAAAACUAUUGUUGCAAUCAAUAAAGAUCCAGAGGCACCCAUAUUUCAAGUUUCAGACUUUGGUUUAGUAGCUGAUUUAUUUAAAGCAGUUCCAGAGUUAACUGGAAAGCUUUAGUAGCUAAUUACUAUAAUUGGCAGCUGUACAAGUAUUGUGCAGGUGUAUUAAUUUUAAUACAAAACCCAUUUUAAUGUGCCUAGGAAUAUGAACACUUUCUAUUAGCUCUGAAUUUUUGGUCAAAUAGCUGUGAUAAGAUUGUAAAUUCAAUAUAAUAUAACAUUGUAUUAUGA
Molecule: messenger RNA, 502 nt
Organism: Ctenocephalides felis (cat flea)
Lineage: Eukaryota; Metazoa; Arthropoda; Insecta; Siphonaptera; Pulicidae
Product: probable electron transfer flavoprotein subunit alpha, mitochondrial
Exons: 2
Cellular component (GO): mitochondrion
Molecular function (GO): electron transfer activity; flavin adenine dinucleotide binding
Source: RefSeq, a predicted model, not a curated record